GUGUUUUCCGACCCUCCCGGGCUCCCUCGGGGGCAUUUCUGCCCACCUGGGGUAUAACCAUGGUAGACUGUCUUUCAGAAAGAAGUGAAGGAUCAGGACCCCUGGCCUUUGUUCCUAUGCCCACCACUGACUUUCUGAAUCACCUUUGCCUGCUCAUUUGGCAUCUGUUUGUCUCCGUUAUUUUUCCCCCCAUUUGGCUUUUUCUGCUCACUCUAUGAGGUCUGACUGUACAGAGGAAUUGAGUUUCUGGGUCUAACUACUCAGCAGGCUAAUGUGAACUGGAAAAAAAAUUAUAUAGAGACUUCACAAUUCUCCUAAGCACCUGAAAGUGUUCUGUUGAGUUCCUCUCAAAAAGUUGUGAUGUAGAACGUAGGAGAUGUUUUGCCUGAGGGGGAAAAAAGAGAGCCAUUUUCAAAUAUUUAAAAAUGUAAAGGACUGUCCUAUAAAGGAACUAGUCUUGGGGUACCCAAGUCUUUGGAACAAGAGAUGGAAGUUAUAGGAAAAUGGAUUUUUGACUCAUUUAUGCAAAAUUUUCAGAGGCGGAACCAGCACCCCCCCUGCAAUGAGCCAAGGGGAUAUUCAAGUCGGAGAUGGAGAGGUUAGGUCACAUGACUUCAGGGUGACUUCCGACCUUUAAAUGAAAAGCUUCUGAGAUCAGGAGGCAUUAACAGGGAAAUGAAGUCAUAAUCUGGUUCCAACUUAGCUUCAAUUCACAGCUGAACUGGCUAUUUGGGUGCCAGAGGAGGUUCUCCUAGCCGGAAAUCACAUUCUUCCAGGCCAGGCUUUUCAUUUAUAUGGGAGCCUGUGAAUCUUCUACUUUCCAGAGAUCCCAGUCAGGACAGUUCAAUGAGGACAUGAUCCCCACUGUGGGUUUCAACAUGCGCAAAAUCACCAAAGGGAACGUGACCAUCAAGCUCUGGGACAUUGGGGGACAGCCCCGAUUCCGCAGCAUGUGGGAGCGCUACUGCCGAGGAGUGAGUGCCAUUGUGUACAUGGUGGAUGCCGCGGACCAGGAGAAGAUCGAGGCCUCCAAGAAUGAGUUGCACAACCUACUGGACAAGCCCCAGCUGCAGGGCAUUCCGGUCUUAGUCCUGGGUAACAAGCGAGACCUUCCAGGAGCACUGGAUGAGAAGGAGCUGAUUGAGAAAAUGUUCUACUCUGGUUUCCCCCCAGGAAUCUUUCUGCCAUCCAGGACCGAGAGAUCUGCUGCUACUCCAUUUCCUGCAAAGAAAAGGACAACAUUGAUAUCACCCUACAGUGGCUUAUUCAACACUCAAAGUCACGGAGAAGCUGAGACUGCGGUCCUUCCCCCUCGGACCAGGGACCUGCUGUCAUCCAAACCUGAAGCCGAGCUCCCCGCCCACCCUGCCGUCCCCCCUAAGCCCGCCCUUUCUCACUUGGUGUGGGGAGGGGCCCUCUGGGGAUCCCAGAGUCCUGUUCUGCUGAGGUUUGAACUCCUGAUUUUAUUGUAAAAUAAACUACUCCCAUUCUGGCCCCCUAACCUCUCGCCCUCCCCCUUCCCUCUGCCCUUUGCCCACCCUGCUUCCGGACCCUUAACAGCCCUGGCCCCACAGCCCCUGCCCUCCUCUCUCCUGGGCCCCACUCCUACACUGCCCUUUUCAACACUCUUCUGUUAUUGUCCUCUGUGUACAGUAUAUAUAUGUAUAUAUAUUUUAAUUUUUUAAUUUAAGCAAAGACUAAAAUCAACCAUUUGAUGCUGCAGGGGCCUGUCAGGAUCUGGGAGGGAGGCGGUCUGGAAGGAAGGCAAGGGAUGCAGAGUUGGCUUGGGGCAGGUUCAGAUUAGGAAAGUGAAGGCUGGCCCUUGCAUCCCCACGUCCUGUUCGUUUCCACUUCCCAAUCUGGCUCGUCCCUGUAGGGCUUGAAUGUCACAGGCUGACUGGAGCCUCCAGAGGGGUCCCUAUCUGCCCCCAGCCUCAGCAGGGCCACCAGGCACGACGGAGUGCCAGAGACCACCAGGCUGAAGGGGCAGGAGGCCAGCCUCCUUGGCGCCCCAGCAGCCCCUCCUGCCCGUUCCUGGCUCCCAGCUCCUGCCCCUUCUGAGGGCCCCCAACUCCAUGGGCCACCUCAUUUUCUGUUCUCAUUUUGCAGAGUUGCACAAGGAGAGAACUCAGCAUGGGGGGGUUGGUUCUUUGGGUUUUGUUUUCUGUUGGUUUGUUUAAUGAUUUGUAAAGUGAUGUUCCUCUUCCUUUUUUUACACUUUUCAGCUCAUAUUUAACCUCUGUUUGGAAAAUGAUUCUUGUAACUGUACAUUUUUUGGCCUCCUAACAACACGAAUAAAUGACCACUUUUGUGUUGGA
This is a messenger RNA of Suricata suricatta (meerkat), 2318 nucleotides long. RefSeq names its product ADP ribosylation factor like GTPase 8A (gene ARL8A). The coding region runs from base 795 to 1472 and encodes 225 amino acids. The record is from RefSeq and is a predicted model, not a curated record. Gene Ontology annotation, molecular function: GTP binding; GTPase activity. The transcript is spliced from 7 exons. NCBI's taxonomy places the organism in Eukaryota, Metazoa, Chordata, Mammalia, Carnivora, Herpestidae. Gene Ontology annotation, biological process: anterograde axonal transport; protein transport. Gene Ontology annotation, cellular component: lysosomal membrane.